Messenger RNA from Sturnus vulgaris (Common starling), 3252 nucleotides. RefSeq names its product collagen type VIII alpha 1 chain (gene COL8A1). Gene Ontology annotation, molecular function: protein binding; extracellular matrix structural constituent conferring tensile strength. Gene Ontology annotation, biological process: extracellular matrix organization. The record is from RefSeq and is a predicted model, not a curated record. NCBI's taxonomy places the organism in Eukaryota, Metazoa, Chordata, Aves, Passeriformes, Sturnidae.
AUUUCUCAUGUAUAUGCCAUCCAGCUUGCUUAUCCUCCCUCUUUCUGUCCCCAAAGAGCAAAAACUCUACAAUGCCUUCUGAAGGCUGUCUGCCUGCUAUCCUCUCUGCCCACCUACCGUAGGGAGCAGCUCCUCCCACCUGCACAUAAAAGCCAAGUGCAUGCUACCAGCAGCAGAUCAGAGCACUUUCUCAGUCCUCCACUGUUUCGAGCCAGUGAUCUUCUCUCCUUGGAUCUUGUGUACUCAAGAAAAGAAAAUGCAGAUUGUCAGAAUCCUUCAAAGUUGAUACUCAGCACUGUUAUGAUCUCUUCAUUACUGGAUGUGGAGUCUGGAUAUCAGAAUUGGUAUAGUGAAGUACUCUCCUAUUAGACUGAGGACUAACCUAAAAUCAACAAAAUAACACCAGGCCUAACACAAUCAGGAAAUCUGUGUCUCUUAGAGUGAAAAGCAACCAAUCUGUCCGUCUUCUGCCCUGUCCCAAAACCUCAAUGUGAUGGUCAUGCUGCUCUUCCCUGUGCAGCUGCUGGCAGUGGCUGCCACUGUUUAUCUAGAGCUGGUGAGGUCUGCUCAAGGUGGUGCCUACUAUGGGAUCAAGCAGCUGCCACCUCAGGUGCCCCAGUACCAACCCCUCGGACAACAAGUACCUCACAUGCCACUGGGCAAAGAAAGCAUCCCGAUGCAGCACCUGGGCAAGGAGGUGCCCCACAUGCCCUAUGGGAAGGAGUACCCCCAUCUGCCCCAGUACAGGAAGGAGGUCCCGCAGAUACCCAUGCUCGGCAAGGAUAUGGCUCCCAAGAAAGAGAAAGAAAUUCCUAUGCGCAGUCUGAGGGGUGAGCAAGGCCCCCCGGGUGAGCCUGGACCAAGAGGGCCACCAGGGCCACCAGGAUUGCCAGGUCAUGGUAUACCAGGAGCCAAAGGAAAACCAGGCCCACAAGGAUACCCAGGAAUUGGAAAGCCGGGUUUGCCAGGGAUGCCAGGAAAACCAGGGGUCAUGGGGCCCCCAGGGCCAAGAGGGGAGAUGGGGCCAAAGGGGGAGAUUGGGCCCAUGGGGAUACCUGGACCACAAGGACCACCAGGGCCUCACGGACUUCCUGGCAUAGGGAAAGCAGGUGCUCCAGGGCUGCAGGGGCAACCAGGGCCAAAGGGUGAGCCUGGGAUGAAGGGGCCACCAGGAAUCCCUGGGAUCCCAGGACCAAAAGGGGAGAAGGGGGUCGGGAUCCCGGGUUUGCCAGGUUUGAAGGGUCCACCUGGGCUGCCUGGUCCCCCUGGCCCCGUGGGGCUACCAGGGGUCGGCAAACCAGGCAUGGUUGGCUUCCCUGGCCCACAGGGACCCCUGGGCAAACCCGGACCUCCAGGAGAGUUAGGGCUGCAGGGGCCUCCAGGGGCACCUGGGAUCCAAGGCCCCCCUGGCCCACCUGGCAUUGGCAAACCAGGCCAGGACGGCAUGCCUGGCCAACCUGGCUUCCCAGGUGGCAAAGGGGAGCAGGGACUGCCAGGCCUGCCGGGGCCCCCCGGCCUCCCUGGGGUUGGGAAGCCGGGCUUCCCCGGGCCCAAAGGGGAGCGAGGUGUGGGUGGUCUGCCUGGCCCUCUGGGGCCGAAGGGGGAGAAGGGGCACGCGGGGCCCCCUGGCAUGGGAGGGCCACCAGGGGAGCCCGGUCAGCCAGGACUGCCGGGCAUCAUGGGGCCCCCGGGGGCUGCCGGCUUCCCAGGGCCUAAAGGGGAAGGGGGUGCCGUAGGGCCACCAGGACCAGUCGGCCCCAAGGGAGAACCUGGCCUGCAGGGUUUCCCGGGAAAGCCAGGCUUUCCUGGGGAAGUGGGUGGCCCUGGGCUGCGGGGGCUGCCGGGCCCCACAGGACCCAAGGGGGAAGCCGGACACAAAGGCUUGCCGGGGCUGCCGGGUGUCCCAGGGCUUGUGGGGCCAAAGGGUGAGCCCGGGCUCCCGGGUGCCCAAGGGCUUCAGGGCCCCUCGGGCAUCCCGGGCAUCGCGGGACCCAGUGGUCCCAUCGGCCCCCCUGGGCUGCCAGGGGCCAAGGGCGAGCCGGGCAUGCCCGGCCCCCCCGGCUUCCCUGGGGUAGGCAAACCUGGUGCUGCGGGGCUGCAGGGACCCCCAGGAAAACCUGGGGCUCUCGGUCCUCCUGGCCAGCCGGGGCUUCAGGGGCCACCGGGCCCCCCCGGGCCGCCAGGUCCCCCGGUCAUCAUUCCGCCCACUCCGCCAGCCGUGGGACAGUACCUGCCUGAGGUGGGGCCAGGGAUAGACGGCGUGAAGCCUCCCUACGGCUCCAAGGGCAAGAAAGGCAAGGCUGGCGGCGUUGUCUACGAGAUGCCCGCGUUCACGGCAGAGCUCCUCACGCCCUUCCCCCGCGUCGGGGUGCCCGUGAAGUUCGACAAGCUCCUGUACAACGGCCGGCAGAACUACAACCCUCAGACUGGGAUCUUCACCUGCGAGAUCCCCGGCGUCUACUACUUCGCCUACCACGUCCACUGUAAAGGCGCCAAUGUGUGGGUGGCGCUGUACAAGAACAACGAGCCGCUCAUGUACACCUAUGACGAGUACAAGAAGGGCUUCCUGGACCAGGCUUCGGGCAGUGCCGUGGUGCAGCUGAUGCACGGAGACAAGGUUUACAUUCAGAUGCCAUCCGAGCAGGCAGCAGGACUCUACGCCGGGCAGUACGUUCAUUCGUCAUUUUCAGGGUAUUUAUUGUAUCCCAUGUAAAACAAAACAGACACACACACAACACACACACAAAAUCAAAACCUUUCUCCUCUGCUUCAAACUUACACCACAAAAGAUGCAUUUUUAUGACCAUUUUGGACCAUCUUGUACAAAAACAAAAAAAUAAAUACAAACUUUAACAUUAUGCACAGCUAGUUAUAAAAAAAAGGUGUGGUGAACAUAUCUAAAGAUGUGUAUCAGGUUCAUAAGCAGUUUUUUUGCACCCAAGGGGGACAUAUUAGCUGUACAUUAUAUAUUUCUGCAAUGCCAUGCUUACUUAAGUUCAUUCACAGUAAUUCAGUACUAAAGUUCAAAUCAGUGUAUGUCACUCAGUCCUGUUGCAUUGAUCAUAGUUAUGAGAUGAAAAACAGUGACUAAGCAAGAGUAGGUGAGUGUCUAAUUAUGUUAAAAAAUUUGAGUGGCUUAUUUGGGUGGGGGGUUUCUUGGGUUUUUGACAGCUCAUCUGCCUGACAAGCAAAGGUUCUCUUAGCUGGAGACUUGUAUUUCUCUUCUCCUGUAGUAAAAUAAUCCUGCAGGUG